Molecule: messenger RNA, 1473 nt
Organism: Aphanomyces invadans
Lineage: Eukaryota; Oomycota; Saprolegniomycetes; Saprolegniales; Verrucalvaceae
Exons: 9
Coding region: 378-1421 (347 amino acids)
Biological process (GO): lipid modification
Cellular component (GO): membrane
Molecular function (GO): acyltransferase activity
Source: RefSeq, a predicted model, not a curated record
CAUGUGCCUGGUCGGUACUUGGUCGAUGGGUUGGCAGACGAAGUUGCAAUGCCCCGCAACAUCGUUCGGCUCAUUGCGGGCCUCAUCUUGGGGUGUGUGCUCGCGCCAUUGUCCCAUCUUACCUCGACGCCGAACUCUCGCCACGUUCUCAACACUGUGCUCGGAAUCGGUAUUGGCUGGUUCGUGUUUGAUAUCAACAUUGUGCACAGCCUAGUGCCUACGCUGGUGACGUAUGUGCUCAUUUCGUUUGCCCCUCGAUCGUGGGUCGGUUGCACGGCAUCUGCCGUGCUCUUUCUGCAUCUUAUCGCCAGGUACACACCCAAAGCCAUGCGUAUCGCGAGCUGUGGGGCGCCGACAUCAUUUGGGAUGGAGCUCAGAUGGUGUUGACGAUGAAAUUGGCUGGAACCGCCAUCAGCUAUGGAGAUGGCGCGUUGCCCAGGAAGGAGAAAACGCCAAGUAUCAUGCGCAAUCAGCUUAUCGCAAGGCCGUCUCUCUUGGCCCUACUUGGCUAUGUGUAUUUCUUUCCAACGUUUCUCGUCGGUCCGAUCUUUGAGUUCAACGAGUACCUCGGAUGGGUCCAUACCCCCCGCAUCGCUCCCGUCGGCGUCGUUCUGCGCAAACUGAGCAUCUUGGCCGUGUGCAUCGCGGGCCAUACCGUGUCGGAAGCAUUCUUUCCCGUCGCUGCCAUGGACUCUCCAGAGUACUACCCGUCAUCGUCGUGGCGAUUUUUCCUGCAGUUGACCGCCGUCAUGUUUUACAAAUUUCGAUUCUACAUGGUGUGGCAAUUUGGGGAAGUUGGUGGCGUCCUUGCGGGCUACGGCUACGACGACACCAUGGCCAACUGGGAUGGCCUUCGAAACAAUAACAUCUUGAUGGUCGACUGUCCCGUAAAUUUGCGCGAGGCAGUCAACAACUGGAACAUCAAGGUCGCCAAGUGGCUCCAUACAUAUGUCUACCAGCGCGUGGGCCACAAGCAUGGCAAGCCGACGACCGUGUCAACUCUGAUCGUGUUUGUCGCGAGCGCCUUGUGGCAUGGCCUCAUGCCGGGAUAUUACGCGUUCUUCGUGUUGGCAGCGGCCGGGGUCGAAGUCGGCCGACAUGUGCGACGUCGGUGGCGCCACUACUUUCACUACACUGAAGACCGCGCGGCCCACCCGUGGGCAUGUUUCAGCGACUUUACAAACUCGGCGAAGGGAUCCCCAUUUGCCAUUGUGUACGACUUGGCGGGUGUGGCAUUGUCGUGGUUUAUGAUCCACUACACAGCGAUAUCCUUUGUGUGGCUCAACAUGACGCGAUGCUUCAAGUGGUGGGCGACAAUCUACUGCUUGCCGCACGUGGUGCUCGUCGCGGCACUUGGGCUGUUUGCCCUGACCAACAAGCCAACGAAACAAGCGAAAAUCCCGUCCAAGAAGGAUACGUAAGCUGCGUCGACAUGGAAUAAUGCAAACACCACACUUCACACACUUUCACCCC